Molecule: messenger RNA, 1158 nt
Organism: Schistocerca americana (American grasshopper)
Lineage: Eukaryota; Metazoa; Arthropoda; Insecta; Orthoptera; Acrididae
Exons: 3
Coding region: 2-469 (155 amino acids)
Source: RefSeq, a predicted model, not a curated record
UAUGAAGAGAAAACAAGAAUUAUACAAUGCAAAUAAGUAUGGAGAAAAGCCAUCACAGAUAGGACUUGUGCCUGAUGUGCAGAAGACUGGGAGAUGUGAGUCCGACACAACAGCAGGAGGUAGUAUUGGAUGUGGUGCAAUGGUCAGUUCGAGCCCAAAUGAAUCACUGUGCUUGCCCACUCCAGUGCAUAUAUCACUGGGGCGCAGACAAGAUAUUAGCCCUUAUGCAACUUUCCAGGUUCCUAAUUCCACAGGUGGUGAAGGAGCAAUGGAAAGUACACCACAAACUAUUGAUCACUGCUCACACAGUCAGCACAUAAAGGGAGCCAAUACUGAUACAUAUAAGUAUGGCAGCAGCGCAGACUCUGUUUAUACAAAGAUUUGUAAGAAGUCACAGUAUGGUGAUGAUGAUGAUGAUGCUGUGGACUGGAUUCCUCUCCACAGUUUGUACAAAUCUCACAGGUACUGACAGUAAAUUGACUUGUGCUGGUAUGGCAUCUGUCUUCCAAACCGUUUCCUCCAUUGUGCGUUUCUUGGAUAAAAGAAAAUGAAAAUAUAAGAUUGUCGAUUUAAUAACAUAGUCUAAGAUUUUUCAAGUGCCUUAUUUUAGGAAUUUGUGAGAACUGUUUUGGGGGUGAUACAGUCAAGGAUAACUUCACAACACCUUAAGUGCCCAGUGUAUAUGAAAUCAUACAAGUGAGCUCGAGAGGCAUCAUUACCUACAACAUACAGCAGUACAAUGACAAGUGGUGCCUCAGAUAAUAUUGUGAGAAAUGAAUAUAUACAAAUGCUGAAAAACAAUUGUGUAUUAUUUUAAGAUUCCCUGAUUAAACUGUUAAUUCCUUAAUGUGCCCAUUCAUUUGCCUAACACCCAUCAGGUAGCAAAUAUUUGUGGUGUAAUAAUAUUUACAUUCACAUAGUUAGCAAUGUUGUCAAUUCCAUUUUCCUGCAGAGUAGUUUGACAAAGGUGACAAGUGUGGUUGUCAAAAUAUGGUGCAGAAAAAUGGAACUGUCAGCCUGCCAAUUAAAAUGGAAAAAGUCUCAGGAAUCAGUUGUGACACUGUUGAAAAAUUUCAUUUAUAACACCAGUAACUAAUUGCUUGCUGCUUUAUGCCUUAUAAAAUGCAGUCUUCUUUGGUUCAAGAUAACUUAUAUUUG